GCAGUGUGGAGGAGCGUGGUGCGCACGCGCAUCCUCGCAUCACGCCAUCGGAAACCUCCGCCAGCUGCGCACGCUCGCACGCCCGCCGUCACAUCAGGUUUUCCCAGUUAUUUAUUUAAUUUGGUCCUUAUAUAAUGAUACGCAUCGACUUAAGGCAUACAUUGGCACAGUGAACCGACCGUCCAACCAGCUGGCGGGGCCGCUGCUCAUGUCCUCCUGAUCGACUUGACGUGACAGUGCUGACCUGGAUAACUUGCUGAGCCUGUGCCCCGCACUGAGGGAGGCCUCGUACAGACAGCUGUGUUUAGCAGCACACUCACGCAGUCUGCAGCUUGAAGGGUAUCAGCAGCAUCCCCAUCCCCGUCCCUCCUCCUCAGACCGCACUCAUCAUGACGGACCCCAGCCUCACAUCGCCCUCUGCGACGCCGCUUCGAUCCCCCGAUGCCUCGCUCACCGUGUCCUUCCCCUUCCUGAGGGAGGGCAGUCGGGUUUGGGAGGAAAGGGGGGAGCAGGCGCUACCAAGGGAACUCCCCAGCCCCCUGCCAACCAAACGUACUCGCACAUACUCAGCCACCGUCCGUGCUCACUCGGGUCCGGUGUUCAAGGGCGUUUGUAAGAACUUUUCAAGGUCGCAGGGGCACGGGUUUAUCCGACCCAGCCGUGGCGGCGAAGACGUCUUUGUUCACAUCUCAGACAUCGAUGGGGAAUAUGUUCCCGUUGAGGGCGAUGAGGUCACAUACAAAGUGUGCAGAGUCCCCCCGAAGAACCUGAAGGUGCAGGCGGUGGAGGUGAAGAUAAUUCAUCUGAACCCAGGCACGAAACACGAGACCUGGUCCGGGCAGAUCAUCAGUUCUUAGGUUUGAGCUCCAUGACCGUGGAUGUAGGUGACGGGUGGUGUAGAUUGAGGGACUGAAAACGUACGUCAUGCGCAUGUUUCCUUUUACGUUACAGUUUUACCCACCCGUUACCCACUGCUCCUCCACUUAACUGUAAUGGUGUUGAACAUUUUAUUCGUGUUGGUGUAAGUGCGUGUGGAAGGAGUAGAGAGUGACUUGAGGUGCCAAGCAUGGUUCCUUACCUUAGAUUUAGUAUACUUCCUUUCCUGAUACUUAAGGUACAAAAUACAGCUCAAAAUAUCGUUCCUGGUACUUAAGGUAAACUGCAAGUUACACUGCAAGGGGAUAGAAGAAACGUGAAUAUAUAUUUUACGAAUCAUAAAUAUUUGAGCAUUAAAACAGGAAAAAGUAGGUUACUUUAAAUGGAUGGUAGCAUUAAUGAGUCUUUGUCAGGAAUAAUUCUGUUAUUUACAGAAAAAGAAAGGAGGACUAAAGCAGACACACAACAUGCAUAGCAAACAUUUUAUUUUCUGUUGUUUUCUUGUCUCAUGCUCAUUUUCUUUCAUUAUUUAGCUGUUGAUCUUCUGUCGUAUCAAGUGAGGGAAAAUGUGAACGUCCAAAAUACAGAAACACAAAAUAAGAGCAAUCAUGUUCCGCUCAUUUUGCUGUUGUGUUUAAAACCGUACAGCGCAUGGAGCCAUGAUCUGACUAAAAUACUCCUUGUGUGUGUUUUUUGUAUGCUUAGUCUUUAUGAUAGUGGACUACAUGACUUUGUAGUUGGCCAUUGUUACUGAACUGUUGUUUGUACUGUAGAAUUUCAGGUUGUGAUCAGUUAUAUUGUGUUCUGACUGUACUACGACCUCUUAACCUUUCUGUCUGUGUCACUGCCUGAAACGUCAAUAUAGGAUUUGGAUCAUCUUUGUCACCUCAUUUAAUUUUUUCCUUUGUUGGUGGCUUCUACUGAGCCUUGGAAUUACAUGAAACCAAUUGAUGA
Messenger RNA from Phyllopteryx taeniolatus (common seadragon), 1830 nucleotides. It is a transcript of the gene csdc2b, whose product is annotated as cold shock domain containing C2, RNA binding b. Gene Ontology annotation, cellular component: cytoplasm. The record is from RefSeq and is a predicted model, not a curated record. Gene Ontology annotation, molecular function: mRNA 3'-UTR binding. The transcript is spliced from 4 exons. Lineage: Eukaryota; Metazoa; Chordata; Actinopteri; Syngnathiformes; Syngnathidae. Gene Ontology annotation, biological process: regulation of mRNA stability. The coding region runs from base 390 to 857 and encodes 155 amino acids.